Messenger RNA from Piliocolobus tephrosceles (Ugandan red Colobus), 2979 nucleotides. RefSeq names its product zinc finger protein 860 (gene ZNF860). Gene Ontology annotation, molecular function: RNA polymerase II cis-regulatory region sequence-specific DNA binding; DNA-binding transcription repressor activity, RNA polymerase II-specific. Lineage: Eukaryota; Metazoa; Chordata; Mammalia; Primates; Cercopithecidae. Gene Ontology annotation, cellular component: nucleoplasm. Gene Ontology annotation, biological process: regulation of immune system process; regulation of cytokine production; negative regulation of transcription by RNA polymerase II. The record is from RefSeq and is a predicted model, not a curated record.
GUCUUCCGCACACGAUCCUACGCCAGACGCUCCUACACAGUAACCUGGAAAUUAUCACCGGCGGAGCAAAGUCACAGGGCGGGGAGGCCCUCCGCGUUGUCUGGCGGAGGAGGGGAGUAGCAGGUGAUCCUCACAGUCACUCUAGGAAAGCCAGCUGCCAUGACAUAAGGAUACUCAGGCCACCAAUGGGCAGCCCCGGCAGGAGGCAUGAAGGUGUGCCAGCCAUUGUGUCAGUCACCUUAUAAGCAGAUUUUCUGAGACCUGCUAACGGCCAUGUGAGUGACCUUGGAUGUGGGUUGUCACCAGUCAAGCCUUGAGAUGACUGCAGCCAUGACCCACAGCUUGACUACAACCCAUGAGAGACACUGAGCCAGGAACACCCAGCUGAAAUGCCUCCAGACCCCUGACCCACAGCCACUGUGAGAUAAUCAGUGUUUGUUGCCUUAAGCCACGAAGUUUGUGAUAAUCUGUUUCUUGACAACAGAUAACUAAUACAGACCCGGAAGCGGAUCACCUCAGUGAAGGUCACACUGCAGCGCUAUUGAUUUCUAAAGACUCAUGUUACGUGAGGAAGCAGCUCAGAAGAGGAAAGAAAAGGAGCCAGGCAUGGCUCUUCCUCAGGGACAUUUUAGGGAUGUGGCUAUAGAAUUCUCUUUGGAGGAGUGGAAAUGCCUGGACCCUGCGCAGAGGGCUUUAUACAGGGCCGUGAUGUUGGAGAACUACAGGAACCUGCAUUCUGUGGAUAUCUCUUCCAAAUCCAUGAUGAAGAAGUUCUCGUCAACAGGGCAAGGCAAUACAGAAGUGUUCCACACAGGGACAUUGGAAAGACAUGAAAGUCAUCACAUUGGAGAUUUUUGCUUCCAGGAAAUUGGGAAAGAUAUUCAUGACUUUGAGUUUCAGUGGCAAGAAGAUGAAAGAAAUAGCACAGACAGAUAUGAUCGAAGGCAUGCCGGAAACAAGCCUAUUAAAGAUCAGCUUGGAUUAAGCUUUCGUUCACAUCUUCCUGAACUCCACAUAUUUCAGACCAAAGGGAAAGUUGGUAAUCAAGUUGAGAAGUCUAUCAACGAUACUUCCUCGGUUCCAACGUCCCAAAGAAUUUCUUCUAGGCGCAAAAUCCAUAUUUCUAAUAACUAUGAAAAUAAUUUCCUCCAUUCGUCAUUACUCACACAAAAACAGGGAGUACACAUGAGAGAAAAAUGUUUCCAAUAUAAUGAGAGUGUUAGAGCCUUUAAUUGUAGCUCACUCGUAAGGAAACAUCAGAUAAUUCAUUUAGGAGGCAAACAAUAUAAAUGUGAUGUAUGUGGCAAGGUCUUUAAUCAGAAGCGAUACCUUGCAUGCCAUCAUAGAUGUCACACUGGCAAGAAACCUUACAAGUGUAAUGAAUGUGGCAAGGUUUUUAAUCAACAGUCAAACCUUGCAAGUCAUCAUAGACUUCAUACUGGAGAGAAACCUUACAAAUAUGAAGAAUAUGACAAAAUUUUUAGUCACAAAUCAAAUCUUAAAAGACAUAGGAGAAUUCAUACUGGAGAGAAACUAUACAAAUGGAGGAUUUGCGACAAGGCUUUCAGGUGUGAUUCACACCUGGUACAACAUACUAGAAUUCACACUUGAGAGAAACCUUACAAGUGUAAUGAAUGUGGCAAAGCCUUUAGUGGGCAGUCAACACUUAUUCACCAUCAAGCAAUCCAUGGUGUAGGGAAACUUUAUAAAUGUAAUGAUUGUCACAAAGUCUUCAGUAAUGCUACAACCAUUGCAUAUCAUUGGAGAAUCCAUAACGAAGAGAGAUCUUACAAGUGUAAUAAAUGUGGCAAAUUUUUUAGACGUUGUUCAUAUCUUGCAGUUUAUUGGCGAACUCAUACUGGGGAAAAAACUUACAAGUGUCAUGAGUGUGGCAAGACCUUCAGUCAGACAUCAUCCCUUGUAUGCCAUCGUAGAUUUCAUAUUGGAGAGAAACCUUACAAGUGUAAUGAGUGUGGUAAGACCUUCUGUCACAAUUCAGCCCUUGUAAUUCAUCAGGCAAUUCAUACUGGAGAGAAACCUUACAAGUGUAAUGAAUGUGGCAAGGUUUUUAAUCAACAGGCAACCCUUGCACGUCAUCAUAGACUUCAUACUGGAGAGAAACCUUACAAGUGUAAUGAAUGUGGCAAGGAUUUUAAUCAACAAGCAACCCUUGCACGUCAUCAUAGACUUCAUACUGGAGAGAAACCUUACAAAUGUGAAGAAUGUGACAAAGUUUUCGGUCGCAAAUCACACCUUGAAACACAUAAGAGAAUUCAUACUGGAGAGAAACCUUAGAAGUGUAAUGAGUGUGGCAAAGCCUUUAGUGGGCAGUCAACGCUUAUUCACCAUAAAUCAAUCCGUGGUAUAGGGAAACUUUACAAAUGUAAUGAUUGUCACAAAGUCUUCAGUAACACUACAACCAUUGCAAAUCACUGGAGAAUCCAUAAUGGAGAGAGAUCUUACAAGUGUAAUAAAUGUGGCAGAUUUUUCAGACAUCGUUCAAACCUUGCAGUUCAUCAGCGAACUUAUACUGGAGAGAAACCUUACAAAUGUGAUGAUUGUGGCAAGGUCUUCAGUCAAGCUUCAUCUUAUGCUAAACAUAGGAGAAUUCAUACAGGAGAGAAAUCUCACAAGUGUGAUGAUUGUGGCAAAGCCUUUACUUCACAUUCACACCUCAUUAGACAUCAGAGUAUCCAUACUGGACAGAAAUCUUACAAAUGUCAUAAGCAUGGCAAGGUCUUCAGUCAGAGAUCACUCCUUGCGGAACAUCAGAAAAUUCAUUUUUGAGAUACUUAUUCCAAAGGCAAUGAGUAUAGCAAACCAUCAAGCAUUAAUUGACGUUAGAGUCAAUUCAGCAUUGACUUGAGUUUGAGUUGACUUGACACUGAGUUCAAGCAUUAAUUUACAUUAAAGUGUUUAUGUUAAGAGGAUUGGGCUGGGCAGGGUGGCUCAUGCUUGUAAUCCCAGCACUUUGGGAGA